Molecule: messenger RNA, 3811 nt
Organism: Pteronotus mesoamericanus
Lineage: Eukaryota; Metazoa; Chordata; Mammalia; Chiroptera; Mormoopidae
Gene: ZNF146
Product: zinc finger protein 146
Exons: 3
Coding region: 1165-2043 (292 amino acids)
Biological process (GO): regulation of transcription by RNA polymerase II
Cellular component (GO): nucleus
Molecular function (GO): DNA-binding transcription factor activity, RNA polymerase II-specific; RNA polymerase II cis-regulatory region sequence-specific DNA binding
Source: RefSeq, a predicted model, not a curated record
AGGCCGCGGUGACCAAGCGUGCUGAGUCGCGCAGACUUGUGGGAUUGCUCAGUAGCCCUCCGAAUGCGCAGGCGCGGAACACCGAGUGGACAUUUUGGUCUUUGUCCGCUGGUCAGUCGGUCCCUGGGUCCACGUGGCGCGAAAGUAGGAGGUCCCCAUUCUUGUGCAUCCCUGGAAAUUACACCUUCCUCAUCCUUCAGAAAGUUGAGACCCCAGGGCUCAGAUUGAGUUCUAGAAUGGUAUUUUGGCCCCAGCAUUAACAUUCUAGUGGUGUAUCAUUUCCCCAAUAGCAGGUUAUAAACUGACCAAGCUGAACGUGAUCCCCCGUUGGAGCAAAAAGACAAGUUGGAUGGUGGAGAAAGAAGUGGAAAGGAAAUUUGUCCAGAAGACGCCUGAGAAGAUGAUGAGCAGAUAGAGAGACAAGACUUGGGAGGCAAGUUGCAUCUAUCUUCAGUAAAGUACACAGACUGAGGGGGGAAAGCAGUGAAUUUAAGAAAAUUGGAAAAAUACUUCAUCUGUUCUCCAGCUGUAUGUUUUUUAAACAACAGCCUUUUCAACUUAACCUCAAAAGAGUUUGAAAUACAAUUUAGGCUUAGUCAUGAGGGAUGUUGUAUAGGAACGAAUCAUCAAUUGUAUUAAUUUGGAAAUCCUGUUACAGGUUAUUCCUUAUGGUAAAUAACCUUUUUUAAGUGUAAAUCAGUGUGGAAAUGCCUUCAGUUUAAAAAGUUUGAAUUCCAUCUGAUGUCAGAAUAUUCAUACCCUAUGAAGUUACUGAAUGUGGGAAUACUUGCACUCAUGUGUCAUACCUUAUGAAAUGUAGACGUCAGGCUGGAGAGAAACCCUUUGCUUCUUAGGAAUAUUGAAAAGCCUUUAGCUACAUGACAUAUCUCAUUGAGCAGAAGAAAAUUCAUUCUGGAGAAAAACCAAUGAAUGUAAGAAAACUUCAUUGAGUUCUAGAAAAUACGUACUUGGAGAAAAAGUUCUGAACGUGGUAUGAUAAAGUUUUCUCUCAAACCUAUCUCUUCCUUUACAUUGGAAAGGUCAUACCCAGAGAAGCCCUACAAAUGUAAGAAAUGCAGAAACACCUUCAUCCAAAAGUAAAUCAUUUACCAAAAAUUUCAUACUGGAGAGAAACCUUGUGAAUGUGGGAAAGCUUCCAUUCAGAUGUCACGCCUCAGUCAACAGAGAAUUUGUAGUGGGGAAAACCCCUUUGCCUGUAAGGUAUGCGGGAAAGUCUUCAGCCACAAAUCAAAUCUCACGGAGCAUGAGCAUUUUCAUAAUAGAGAGAAACCUUUUGAAUGUAACGAAUGUGGAAAAGCCUUCAGCCAAAAGCAGUAUGUCAUUAAACAUCAGAAUACUCAUACCGGGGAGAAGCUUUUUGAAUGUAAUGAAUGUGGAAAAUCCUUCAGCCAGAAAGAAAACCUUCUCACCCAUCAGAAAAUUCACACUGGAGAGAAACCUUUUGAGUGUAAAGACUGUGGGAAAGCUUUCAUUCAGAAGUCAAACCUCAUUAGACACCAGAGAACUCAUACAGGAGAGAAGCCCUUUGUAUGUAAGGAGUGUGGGAAAACCUUCAGUGGCAAAUCAAACCUUACUGAGCAUGAGAAAAUUCAUAUUGGAGAGAAACCCUUUAAAUGCAGUGAAUGUGGAACAGCUUUUGGCCAGAAGAAAUACCUCAUAAAACAUCAAAACAUUCACACUGGAGAGAAACCCUAUGAAUGUAAUGAAUGUGGAAAAGCCUUCUCUCAGCGAACAUCACUUAUUGUACAUGUGAGAAUUCAUUCAGGUGAUAAGCCUUAUGAAUGCAAUGUAUGUGGGAAAGCCUUCUCUCAAAGCUCAUCUCUCACUGUGCAUGCAAGAAGCCAUACAGGUGAGAAGCCCUAUGGAUGUAAUGAAUGCGGGAAAGCUUUCUCUCAAUUCUCAACCCUUGCUCUUCAUUUGAGAAUACACACAGGUAAGAAACCUUACCAAUGUAGUGAAUGUGGGAAAGCUUUCAGCCAGAAGUCACAUCACAUUAGACACCAGAAAAUUCAUGCUCAUUAAAAACACUGAAUAUCUUUAAAAUUGGAAAGCAUUCAUAUCUCAUAGCAUAUCAGAAAUAAUCAUUCUGAAGGAAAACAUCACAAAUGAGGGGGGGGAAAAAGCUAAAAACUUUUGGGACACCAGAGAAUUCAUGCUGAAGAGAAGGACAUUUGAAUUAAAUCCUGUGCCCAGCAAAAUAACCUACAGCAAAGGUAAUGCUGAAACUUUAGAUGCAUUUUCACUAAAUGGGAAACAUGCUUGUUACUACUCUCUGCAUAGAUCUGGAGAUCUUCACUAAUGUAAUAAGAAUAUUAAGUUGUAAGUAUUGAAAUUACAUUUAUGGCAUUGUUUUAGCCACACAAAAGAGAUUCUGGAAAUAACCUAUGCAUUUAUUAGAAUUUAGAAUAGGAUAGAAAUGGCAUCAGGAGGUGAGAAGAUAAUGAGACUGUUUAAAAAAAGAUUUGGAGAUAAUUUGUUCGAGAAAAGUAGACCAUGAACUAUGCACGCACUAAAACAGGAAUAUGGAAAAGCUAUAUACUAAAAUGAUUAUGACCUUGGGAGAAGGGAAACAUUCCUUAUAAUGAGUUGAAAAAUAUCUAGCAUUUCUACUCUGAGUUUGUUUGCUCAGGAAAUAUGUACCAGGCUAUUUACUGUGGCAGAAUCUGUAGUAGCCAUAAAUUGGAAACAACUUAAAUGCCCCUGAGGAAUAAAGUAGAAAGUAGUGAAUGAUGGGAUACAUAUCUAUAAAUGUAACUAAUGAGAUCUACAUGUAUUACAGAGAAAGAUAUCAAAAAUGUAGAGGGAGGGAAUGAAGUUGCAGAAUGACACAUCUAAUACCAUGACAUUUUUGUAUAUUUGAAUUAAAAUUUGCCUCACAAAGUUCAGUACUAUAUAUUGGUAAUAGAUACAUAUAUGUAUGUAUGUUUUUAAAAUGUUUUUGAAAUGGAAGGAUACAGACCAAACUCUUGAUAGUGGUUGCCUGUGAAGAGUUGAAAAGGGAAGUGUUGGGGGUGGAGGGUGGAUUGGGGAUUGGUUAAAGGGGACUUGAUUUUUAUAUGUAAACAUCCAUUUCUCUUAAAAACAGACUGCAAGUAAAUAUAUAUCUCAAAAUACUGGAUAAUUCUGGAUUGUGGUAUAUGGCUAUCGUCUUAUUUUUUGUACUUUUCUGUAUUUUUAAAUUUUCUCUGAAUUAGUAAGAAUGGGGUGAGGAUGGGAACACAACUUACAGAAAUCAGGUUUGAAUGAAUUUAUUCCGAAAUACUAAACUUUUUAUGGAAGAUAUUUCUAAAAUUUUAUCAAUGAGGAAUGGGUAGACUUGUUCUCUAUGUAGUAUGAAAUUAUCUAUUUUAUUAAAAUUAAAAAUGAUAGCAUAAUCCAAGUGUGUUUUUUUUUUAACAUGUAUGGUGCACACUGUAUGGUUGGUCUACACAUUUGUAACAUUUUGCAGCAUAUUAAGCUCAAAAUUUUGAGAACUUUUAGUUAAAUUACGGAUACACAGACUUUAUAUAACUUGUCGUUUUAGAUAAACUUUCUGGAAUGUCAACUUUCUGUAAAUUUCCAUGGGAACAGAUAUGCAUUAAUAAAUGUUUUUGGUAGUUUUAUGUUAAGAAAGAAAAUCAGCUUCCCACAACGUCCACAAUCUGAGUUAAGUGCUAAUACCUGGAUCUCAUUUACAACGUAUAGACUAUUUUAUUCUUCCCAGUGGUUUGACAAACACACCCCUUUGGGUUCUCCCCCCCCCCGCUUUAUUGAGGUGUAAUUGACAAAUAAAAUUGUAAGAUACGAAAAA